GAAACCCCCAGCAUCGCAGUUUGGGCUUUUGGUGAGAGCUUCUGCCGAGGAGGUAGCAGCAAUGCCGGGCAGCGACACGGCGCUGGCCGUGGAUAGAACGUACUCGGAUCCGGAGCGGCACCGGCGCCGCAAGACGCGGUAUUUCUGCCCUAAACACUCUUUGGUCUAAGACAAGGAUGGAGUGAAACUGCUUGUUGACAUAACAGAAACUGAUGUUCAAGAGUAUCCACAAUAGAAACUGACGGCACGAGUGAUAAAGAACUUACUCACCACAGUCAGUAGUGCUGGUGAUUUAAUGAAGGGCCUCCGUGUCUGGUGAAUACCUGGGUUUGGGUUUGUUUCUUAAGGUGGAAAGACAUGACAUGAAUACCCUGAGUUUACCGCUUAACAUUCGCCGUGGAGGCUCUGACACAAACCUGAACUUUGAUGUACCAGAUGGGGUCCUAGACUUUCACAAAGUCAAACUCAGUGCAGACAGCUUGAAACAGAAAAUCCUCAAAGUUACAGAACAAAUCAAAGUUGAACAGACAGCUCGUGAUGGAAACGUGGCUGAGUAUUUGAAACUGGUGAACAGUGCGGACAAGCAACAGGCUGGGCGCAUUAAACAAGUCUUUGAGAAAAAGAACCAGAAAUCUGCCCACUCCAUUGCCCAACUGCAGAAGAAAUUGGAACAGUAUCACAAAAAGCUCAAGGAUAUUGAACAAAAUGGAUCUUCCAAAAGUACAAAAGAUACUUCAAAAGACAUUCAGCAUGGAAAGUCUCGCGCUUCUGGGCAUGGAACAGAGAGCAGCAAGUCGGGUGUUCCGGGGGUAUCCUUGACACCACCUGUCUUUGUUUUCAGCAAGUCUAGAGAGUUUGCAAACCUCAUCCGAAACAAAUUUGGUAGUGCAGACAACAUUGCUCAUCUCAAAAAUACCUUGGAUGAAUUUCGGCCAGAAACGAGCUCUAGAACAUACGGGGGCAGUGCCACCAUUGUUGCCAAACCAAAAUAUGUCAGUGAUGAUGAAUGCUCAAGUGGGACCUCUGGCUCAGCAGAUAGCAAUGGCAACACUUCCUUUGGUCCUACUGUGGCAAGUACCCUGGACAGCCAAGGAAAGCUUUCCGUGAUUUUGGAGGAACUAAGGGAAAUCAAGGAAACACAGUCCCAAUUAGCUGACGAUAUUGAGAAUUUAAAAGCACAAUUUAAAAGAGACUAUGGCUUUAUUUCUCAAAUGUUACAAGAAGAAAGAUAUAGAUAUGAAAGACUGGAAGACCAAUUAAAUGACCUCACUGAUCUUCAUCAACAUGAGACAGCAAACUUGAAACAAGAGCUAGCCAGCAUAGAGGAGAAAGUGGCCUAUCAGGCAUAUGAGCGAUCACGAGAUGUUCAGGAAGCCUUGGAAUCAUGCCAGACCCGAGUUUCAAAACUGGAGCUCCAUCAGCAAGAACAGCAAGCACAGCAGUCUGAAACGGUUAAUGCCAAAGUGCUCCUGGGGAAAUGUAUAAAUGUUAUCCUGGCCUUCAUGACUGUCAUCUUAGUGUGCGUUUCUACUAUUGCAAAGUUCAUUGCUCCUAUGAUGAAGAGCCGUUUUCAUAUCAUCUGCACUUUUUUUGCAGUGACACUGCUGGCAAUAUUUUGUAAAAACUGGGAUCAUAUCAUUUGUGCCAUAGAAAGGAUGAUCAUACCAAGAUGAAGCUGCUGGUCUGGCCUUCUUUUUCUUGGUAUCUUUUUUUUUUUCCCUCUCCCCUCCCUUCCCUGUUUUUUAAGUGUCGUGUGUAUACAAAUUAUUUUUUAGCAGUUUAAAUGUGUAAACUGGAUGGAGGAGGCUACAAAGACACUUGGACUUUAAGGUGUAAAUACAUAUAUGCCUACUUCUUGGCAGUCACUUGCCUGUUGAAUCUGGUUGUGUCUGAUUUGCUAUGUCUGUGAUGAACUGCUCACUUAUGUCCUUCUUCUGCCUUAAUCCAAGGAGUUUUUCCACUUCACAAACCUCCACCCACAAAAGAUGUUAUGAUGCUCUGGGAGGGAUCAAAGCAACGGCAGCUGUCAAGUGUGCUUCUUACCGGACUGGAGUGCAAAGAGUGUGAUUAGGAGGGGGUGCACCAUAAUGUAUAUCAGCCCUCAUAUGCUAAUUAGUUUAUUUUCCCUCUGAAUCCACCUAGAAUGAUAAGCCAAAUUAUACAGUCAUACAUAUUAGUAGUUCUUCUAAACUAUUACACUGUACUAUAUAGAUUCUAAAUUGAUAGGGUAUGCGUAUAUGAGGUUUCUAGUUUUACGGACGAGCAAAACUUGAUGCUUCUGCUGGAAACCCUUUGCACAGAGAGUUUAUUGUUUGUAAAUUAGACCAGUGAUGACUGUUGAGCACAGUUAGUCGUUGUUCUAUCCUGGCACCGUUUCUUAUCACACUCGGGAAAUGUGAUACAAGGCUUCCAAAGAUGAACUGGAUUGAAUUACAAGAUCUCCAGGCCACUUUGUAAAGGAGUAAAGUAGCAAGUAAUGGUGGGUAAGUUGUCAUGCAGACCAAAGCACUCACUUGCUUCAAGCCCUGCAACCUGCAAGGGGAAAGGGGUACACAGAAAAGCAAUAUUUAGGUUAGCCUUUGUUAGAACUGAAUCUUUGGGGUGCUCUAACUGCAUGCAAAGCAGAUGGGUGGUGGGACUCUCUGGGUACAGUGGAUUUCUUUCUUGUGUCAGAUUAAGGAAUGUGGAAGAAGCGUGAGGGAACAGGUUCUUGGGGAGCAGGGAGUUAAACUUCUGUAAAUACAAAAACACUGUGCAGACUCUCUUGACAAACAUUCCUGAAUAUAAUGUAUUAGCAUACAGUACCACUACUAGGAGAGAUGCUUGGGUUUGUUUUCUUACUGGAAUUUAUUUUGCUUCAUUUAAGAAAAAAAAAAAUUAAAAAUUAAAAAAAUAAAAUUCCUUGAAAUCUGCUUGACUUUCGGCCAUGAUGUAAAAAAAGAUCUUUAAUAAAAACAAAACGACCAACAAAACAAAGCACCACAACCAGAAUUCUUUGCUACUCUCCAUUAAAUGAAACAAAAAAAAAGGCAGUGAAAAAAAAAGACAGUUUCCAGUUAUUUGUCAUUCAGGAUUUCUUACUUUGAAAAUAAUUGUCAUGACAGAUUUUCUUUUCAGUUGCAGUAUUUGUUAUGUUGGUUUUAUGGGGAGGGAGGGAACGGGAUUAAUCAAUGUGUGUAUUUGUUUUUAAUCAAGUGCAAUAGUUGAUGUAGAAACUCAGAAAACCUUAUUCUGAGGAAAGGGAGCGGGGGAGGAGGGGCAGGGAAAGAACUCUGACAUUUUAUCAUCAUUGGAUUAACAGUGAAUACAGUUACUUUUUGUGGCUUCAGAGACUAAAGGGAGGAUGGAAUUAACUACAUAAAUAAUUAUAUGACUCAGCAUUUAGAAAAUUCAAUUAAGACACUUUAAGAAUCAUUAAAGAAUGUGCUACAUCUUUGAACAGAGAAAGUGGGAAGCAUUGUGCUGGCUUGCAGGCACUGGAAAUGAAUCAGAACAGGCACACCCGCGUUAUCCUAACCCAGCCCUGCCUUAUCUUCAGAGGAAGGUAGGGUGGAAAGGAGAAGUCCUGCCGAGAGGGAUAUGCCUUUAUUAAACCCAAAUUUACCGAUGUGUUUAUCCCUGGCUGAGUCAGGAACAAUUAUUGUAUAGACACAUUCAUCUCUUCCUUUAUAUUGGCUUUUUAUUCUUUGCCUUUACCCUGUGUUCCUGGUAUCCCCAGAAGAAAGAAAGAGGUGUAUUGUGUUUUAUAUAAAACUUCUCUGUCUUAAUUGUUGCAUGUGCCUUUCAUAUCUCUUAACCCAUUUAGGCACUGUAUGUGUGCAUUGCAACAAGCCUUCAUACCUACCUUCCAAGCAUUUGCCCUUUGCCUCCUCUUAGAGCCAGCUCAUAAACUGAGGAGAUUGCUUCCACCAAUACAGCUCAUAAACUUUAUCUUCAAGGGAGGUCCAUUCCACAACGUUAAAAUGAUUAAAAGGAAAAAUUUAGCUCUUCCCUGGCCUUUAUAUCACAAGAAAGGGUUUCUCUUGGUUUAUUUUUAUGCCCUUUUGAUGUAUUCUCAUCUUGGUCUUUUCCACUGUUUUAGUAUUAAUUGUUCCUGUCUUCACUUUUGAAAAGGCAUAUGAUGUCUUCUCAUAGUCCACAUUUUCCAUUUCUUUAGUCAAUGAGUGUGCUUUUAUUGAAUCCCUUCCUUUCUGAAGUCUUUUCCUAAAUUCUGCCACCCAUUUUACUUAUCAGCCUUAUGACUCUUAUACCCCUCAUUUCUAUAGGCUGCGAGAUCAUACAUCCAUUACAAAAAAAGCCCUACAAACUAAAACAAGACAAGAGUCCUGUUACUUAUCCUCAGAAAGCUGUAACUCUUCAUGGUGUUUUCUCAUUAUCUUUAUUGUAAUCUCCAUUAUUCUAUUCAGUUUGCACAGCUGCCUUCUGGUUUGGCCACUAGAGAAAACACCGUCUAGCACUUUAAUAAAUGGAUCCAGAAGGGUCCAUGUGUAAGAAAGAAAUACCACCUGUUAAUAAUUUUUAUGUAAGGAAAACGCCUUUGCAUGUUGCAUGUUACAUGUUUCAAGAUAUAAUCCUUUCAGUUCCAGUGUAUAUAAUUAAAAGUGUAACGUUGUGCAGUCUCAAGGUCAAGCAGGAAAAAGGUUAGUUGUUUUUCUUACAAUGAAGGAAGAUGGUAUGGUAAAACCUGUGAACAUGAAGGCUUCCGCUCCAAGGGCAUCCUGUUACCAUCUUGAAAGAUUACCUCAGUGCAAAAUGAGGGUAGAACAUAAAAUCAGUGGGCUUAUGAAAGAUUGUUCACUGUCUUGAUAAAAUCUGACAGGGUCCAAAUUGGGAACAGAAGGGUCUUGCAUUUCCAUAUUAGCUUUAUAUCUGGCAGAGGACAGAAAAAGCUGUAAGGGCCGCAUAAUGUUACUCGUGUAUAUUAAAACAACCCUAAGUGAUAGAUGGGCACACCGCUUCUCCAGGUUAUUUUUCCUGCUGGAUUUAAAUCACUAGAGGAUGUAGCACACACAAAAAUUUAUACCUUGUUAGCUCACUAGGCUGGAAGAAAAACCUAGCAAAAGAGGUAGAUGGUUCUCCACCUCUGGAGACUUAAAGGGCUGAUGACUAGUGAUUGCAAAGCUGGGAUAAAAAGGGAAAUGAGCCUUUUUCUUUCUUGCUGCCGUGAAAUAACUGCCCCUAAAACUCCACUCUAGGCAGUCUCUAUGCAGAAUGAUGGGCAGCUUCAACAUAGAAAGGUUCUUCCUAGCUUUUGCCUGUAGGGAACAGAUACAAACAGCACUGAGAUGUGGUAGGACAGGCUACCAGCUGUAUCUCUACUCAGGAUCAAGAACAGGCUCUUGGCUGGACUAGCCAGGGCUGAUACCUUUGCCACUAACGUUGGUAUUGGAAUCACUUCCACUUCUUAGGAUAGUAUUGUACAAGUGUGCAUAUCUGGUCUGCAGUCAGAGCCUUGCUUGCUGUGAAGGUAUGCCUAAGCCAUGCCAAACAGCUGCGAGACUUCUCUUAAUGAGAACUUCGUUCAGCUUCUCAAUCAAUUAGCUGUGUUCUGUCAGAAUACUGUUUUUGCUUUUAUGUUCUCUUAUAAUGCAUUAGACAUUCUUCAUGUACUCCUUACACUUACUCAUCAUGAGCCUCUGAAACACUCCCACUCAACAAGAAGUUGUCAAACAAUGUCUUUUCUGCGUGGUGGUGCCCGGUAGUCAAUUAUUUCACUUCUCCUUGACAGUAGGUCUCCAACUGCGAAAAGCCCUUCAGUUAGCUCUUCAUACCUGUCCUUUCUGCUCAGACAUUCCUGGAGAUUUAGUUUCUUGUGAAGGUUAGCACAAUUUUCCUGAUUUCUCCCGUUUCAGCGUUCAAAACUUGUAUAAUGGAUCCCUCCACUAGCUUCAACUAUAACACCAUUAUUGUUGAACAUCCAAUUAGUCAUUGACAGCACUGAAUGAGACCCAGUUUAAAUUCCUUCUCCUUUCUGCUUUAUUUUAUAUGUGUUUGUGCAACUUCUUAUUUUACUGCUCUCCUGUGAUGUGUACUUGUUCUGAAUUCUUAGAGAAGCACUGUCAAAUCUGACUGCUUUUUAUUUAAUAUCAAAAUGCUUGGGUUAUGCAGUGCCUCUGCUGCAGGGUCAUCGCAUAGAUCUCUCCUACCUGCACUACAUAAAGCAUACUUAAAAGCCAAUGGUUUUCUUUGAACGAAUCAUGACUGCUUGUCUGGGGAAUAGGAAUUCAAUAGGUAAAGGCAGUUUGCUGUAGGAAAGAUACAUAAUCCACUGAUUAGAAAUUGAAGCUAGACAAAUCCAGUAUAAGCAUAAGCUUCAGUUUUGUAAUCCUAAGGGUUACGAUGUAAUUAUUAGCUGCUGAAUAAUAUAAGAAAGCACACCGACAUUUGAUCUUAAAGUUGAAAGCUGCUGUUCAAAAGAGGAACCAGUUCAGGCUUAUGUUUGAUACAGAGUCCAUUGCAUCCUCACAGGUAGUGCUUUCUAGAGUUAAAAUCAAUGAACAAGAAAUUAUUUGGGGAAAAAAAUAACACACAGAAGCCUGUGAUUCAUUUAGGUGGUAUGGAAAUCCAUUUCAAAUCCAAGCCCCUUUCCACUGUGAUAUAGACAUUUUACUUCUGGAUUCAAUGGAACAACAGAAGGUAAACACAGAUUAAUGUAAUUAAACACUUUAAUUUGGAUAACAGAGUUUAAUCACUUCUGAAAGGCCAUCUAGGAAUAGCAAUCAGGCAAGUUUAUUCUUCUCCUUUUUAAUCAAGCAAAUUUUUUUUUUGUUUUUUUUCAUUUACUAUCAUGCCAGAAUGAAGCCUUUAAUUAAUUAUAUUGCUCCCCUUUAAAAUGCAAGAGAUUAUAAAAGACUUGUUUUCAGAUAAAGUUUGAAUGGUCUUUCUGAUGCUGAGUAAAAUCCAGCAGAAAUAAUCAGACAAUUUUACAUUACAGCAGUGAAAGACUAAGAAAAGUUUAAUUUUAGCUAAUGGAAUUUCCUAUUUUCCCUGGAAAAGCAAACUGAGAUGAUGCUGUAUAUAAAGAUUGCAUGAGGACUAGUCAAGGUAUCUUGUACGGUGGAUUUGUUAUAUGUUUAGUGUAUUAAGUCGUACUGCUGUUGGAAAGUUUUGCACAAAGCCACCUUUCCUUUAUACCUAGGGAAUCUGGGUAGUAUAGUAUUGAGGUGUACCAAAAAUUGUCUGUUUUAAUUGGCUAAAGUUAAUUGUCUCAGUGUGUGAUCUACAGUGUUUCUCAUACCAUUUUCAUUUUGUACAGUACUGUGGAAAGAUGCAACUACGAAAAUGUAAUUUUUGUAUAUUUUGUUGUGUAGUCAUGACUGCCUCUAAGGUGCCAUUAACAUUUUUUAAAAUAAAAAUAUUUACAUUUAUUUGAUGAUGAACAUUGUUUCUUAAACUUAUUGUCUGAUCACACAAACCCCUCAGGUUUUUUUGUUAGUAACAAAGUUAUUCAGCUGUCAGUGGCAAAGUUAUUCAGUUAAGCAUAAGCCCUGGCUUUAAAAUACUGAUGAAACUAAGCAUUCUGCUCUGCUGUAGUUUUGACCCAAACCAGUAAUUUGAAUUAUAUUUACAGCUCUGAUGUGGGAAAACUGCAAACACUAAAUGAGGUAUCAUCGUUGCUCUUCGCCAGAGCUUGUGUGAACACGCUAUGCAAACAUGAUGCUGUUGUGCCAAGCAGUUGGGCUCACUUUGGAUUAUUUUUUUUGAAAACUGAAUUGGAAACCUAAGCUGAAUUUUGACAUUAUUGUCAGAAAUCUUGGUCACAUGUGCCAAAAAUGCAAUACGGACAUGCCUAAUUGUUAACAUAGCUGACAUAAAGCAAAAGAUUUGCAUUUCUUUUUUCACAAAACAGAGGUCUUGUCAGCUGGCACCAGCAGCUAUUGGGUAUGAUAUUAGUUUUAUACCAAGAACAGAUGAGAAACGGUGCAGUAACAGCAUAUUGCUUUGAAAUCAUACUGUACUUCCCAUUUCGUCCUGUUUGUGGACAUGGCAUACAGUGGCUCCCAUGUCACCUGCAGACUUUCCAAGGUCUUGUCUUGCUGAAUUUCCUGGAACUGAAUUUACCUGGAAUUCAGUCUAUAUUAAGGCUAACUCCAUUCACAAACAGCACGUUCAUCCACAGCCGCUAAUACCUUCUGCCCGCUGCUGUCAUAGGCUGAACAACCGCUGAUAACACAUCGGUAAACCUGACAUUAAAAAAGGCAUCUCCACACUAUUGUUUCUCACAGUUGUUCAUAACCCUGGCUUUGAAGAGUGCAUAACACACCCUCGUAGCUGUUUUAGCACCCAAAAUAGAAAGGUAGAGAAGAAAAUAAAACGAUGCUGUUUAACUUAGCACAGAAAGAGAAAUGUCAUAUCCAAGUAGUGGUCACUGUACAGUGUUAGGAAUCACUAGAUGAGACAAAUAGUCCUUGCCAGCAGUGUACACUGAAAAUACUUCAUGCUGGUGCCCCAAACAUGUUGGCGCCUCUGAGAACCAAAGUUGUAUGAAUGUGCUGGAAACCACCUGAAGACACCCAAGACUUCAUCUGCUACUAUACUGCAUCUUGUUUUGCAACACCAAACCCUGCUUUGAACAAGGUCGUUCAGAUACUGCUAGCAGUGCAGUUUAAACUUGGUGAUAAGUGCUUCCUUAAUACAUGUGUACCAUGGUUCUACUUGUGCCACCGUGGAAGAGUACAGCAAUCAAACGUCUGGUUCUGCCUCAUGUGGAAGCUGACACAGAGUUGAUGUAAUUGAAAGCAGAAAUUUGCACACUGUAUCCUCCUCAAUUCAUGUGUAGACAGUGGACUUAGUUGACAAUUCAUUAGUUUUGUGAAGUUACUUAGCAGAUUGAUGCUAUGUUAGCUUUGAUGUGCAGCCUACUAAACUCAGACAGAAGUAAAGCAGAGAGACUGAACUCCCCUGCCUUAGGAAAAGCUUGAAGUUGGCCUGUUCUAAGCUGUUGAGAGAAGCGUCGACACACUUUUGACAGAAACUUUAGGACCUGAGCUUGCAUUUGAUGUAGUCAUGAUCCCUUCGGCUGGUGAGUGUGUAGCUGUAACCACCUGUGUGUGCAAAUUUUGAAAAACUCCUAGUUACUGCAGUAGAGAGGAGUCAGUCUAAUGGGAGUGAAAGGACAGUCAGGACUGAAGCUUGUAAUACAGGAGAACAAUAUACAUAAAUGUGAAAUCUCCUUGCAGCCCAAUAAAUUCCCUGUGUAUUUUUCUGUUGAAUACAAUUUUAAUAAGUUAGUACUUUUCUGGGAAAUGUCCUUUUUGCCCCCAUAGCCACAGACACAUUAUUAAAGGGGAAGAAUGCAGAAGAUCAGCAUUUACAAGCACAAGGUACUCUGUGUGGAUGCUGACCAGAAAAGUAGAGACCACAAUGCCCGUGUGACCAGCAGUCCCAAAUAACAUGUUCGCCUGAGUAAUUGUUUCAUAAACUACCUCUGGUUUUGUAUCUACGGAUGUCCUAUGUACUAAAAAUUACAUUUCAGCCUUGCUGAGUGCAAUGGUAAAAUCCCCUCUGAGUUUAACUGGGGAAAUCUCUUUUCAUAGCACUGUGGCACUUAAAAGUGAUUUAAUCUUCUGAUUUUGUAACGGUAAAAAUAUUUUCUCAGGCAAUCUGCAACAAUCUACCAUUUUACCUCUCUACCACAAAUAGCACUAUACACAGUCACAGACAGCUCUGCUGCAGUUUUAUGAGAUGAUGUAAGUAUUUGGAUGCUUUCAAGUUCUGCUGACUUAGAGGCAGAACAGAGUUUGUACUCUCAACACUAAUUCCGUGCUUGGCCUCUAUCCUGCUUGAUUGGAUUCAGGUCAAGGUGACAUAAACUAAGCACGGAUUAAACUACAGGUAUGACCAGCAGCAUGUGUGCAUAACAGCAAAAUCCUUCUCUAAAGAUAUGCCACUGGACUACAAGAGCUUGAGGAUUUACCUAAUCUAGCAAGUAUUUUCAGCUUGCUCAACCCAGGAAGCAAGGAGGUCUAAAUAACCUUUCAAACUCAUUUAGACAUUUUCUGACCAUACUUAUACAGUAUCUUCCCCCAGAGAGCAUAUCUGCAAAACACAUUGAGUUAUUUUUUUGAGCUUCUUUACGUAUUUUACUGAUCUUUGUAUGUUGCUUUCUCUCUGUGAGGAUGAACCUUGCCGCUCUGUGAAAUGCUGAUCUACCCAGAACUAAUACAAGAUGACAUGCAAAGAGAAUAAAUAAUGCCUAAUACUGUCAACCAAAACCCUUGACAUCUCUAAAUGAAAUCUCUGUAAUUUUAGUUGAGCCCCACAGCUA
Messenger RNA from Cuculus canorus (common cuckoo), 10267 nucleotides. It is a transcript of the gene TMCC3, whose product is annotated as transmembrane and coiled-coil domain family 3. The record is from RefSeq and is a predicted model, not a curated record. The transcript has 5 exons. Gene Ontology annotation, cellular component: endomembrane system. Lineage: Eukaryota; Metazoa; Chordata; Aves; Cuculiformes; Cuculidae. The coding region runs from base 363 to 1673 and encodes 436 amino acids.